Molecule: messenger RNA, 483 nt
Organism: Ilex paraguariensis (yerba mate)
Lineage: Eukaryota; Viridiplantae; Streptophyta; Magnoliopsida; Aquifoliales; Aquifoliaceae
Source: the annotation of a GenBank genome assembly
AUGGUUGGGGGUGUUGGGAAAUUUGACUUCAUUGCUGCCACCAAGUUUGAGAAACAGGAUGGUGUAGUUUUGAUGGCUACCACUCGAAAUCUCAAACAGAUUGAUGAGGCAUUACAGCGCCCUGGUCGAAUGGAUAGAAUAUUUCAUCUUCAACGUCCAACCCAAGCAGAAAGAGAGAAGAUACUAAGGGUUGCUGCAAAGGAAACUAUGGAUGAGGAACUCACUGAUUUUUUGGAUUGGAGAAAGGUUGCUGAGAAAACAGCUCUUCUACGCCCUAUAGAACUCAAACUUGUUCCGGUGGCCUUGGAAGCUGCGGUUGGUUUUUUGGAGAAGUUUGUUGAAUUCAAAGUUGAGGAAUUGUUUGUGGAGUUGUCUGUGCCUCGCUGCCCUUAUUUGCUUGUUGUUACAUGCUUUGCCGGAAAAUACAAUUUAGUUGUCGCCGUCCUCUUUGAAGAAGACAACUUUGUUUGGCUGUGGGAGUGA